Vigna angularis (adzuki bean) is the source of this 328-nucleotide messenger RNA. Its product is annotated as dolichyl-diphosphooligosaccharide--protein glycosyltransferase subunit 4A. The record is from RefSeq and is a predicted model, not a curated record. Lineage: Eukaryota; Viridiplantae; Streptophyta; Magnoliopsida; Fabales; Fabaceae. The coding region runs from base 1 to 114 and encodes 37 amino acids. The transcript has a single exon.
AUGAUUGAUGAUCAAGAUCUGGGUUUCUUUGCCAAUUUUCUUGGCGUCUUCAUCUUUGUGCUGGUGAUAGCAUACCAUUUUGUUAUGGCUGACCCAAAGUUUGAAGGGAACUAGGAAAGCGUUUUAAGUUAAUGAUGUAAUUUUCGUUUUGUAGACUGAGAUGCUUUGCAAAUGGAUAUUUGAUGCAAUCAAGAACUCUAGUUUGGGAAUGCGAAUGUUAGCUUACGACUAAAGGUUUCUUGCUAUACUCAUGUGCGAUACCUUAAGCUUUAUUUGUUUUAAUGGAAUUUUGAUUGAAAAAGUAAUGAAAAUAUUGAAUUUACUUUGA